UUAUGAUGAAACCCUUUCUCGUUAGCGGAGCCAGUUCUGUCUGUCGACGAAGUGACGAACAAGCAUUCCUUACUCUGUGGGACGCCGUCCACCAUUGUCAGCCCUCUGUGGUUGUUCUCGGGCAAGCAGUGAAGAAAAUACGAACCCUAGGGAUUUUUUAACGACCACGAAUUUGCCAUCUCAUCCUGAAGUAUGACAGAGUAGUUUAUCGGAAUCAACUCAAACAGGUUAGAGUAAUAGCUAUCAUUAAAUGGAAGCAUCAACAAGAACUCUAGCAGAUGAUGAUUGCGCUUUGAAUGGAGGCUGGACAGUUGUGAUACCCCGCCGCGGAAGGCAAAGGAAAAGGUCUAAUAAAGUUGAAAGGUUGACAGAAACACAAGAACCAUGGGCUCCAACAGAUGAACAAAUUGAUCCCUCGAAUGAAAAAGCGUUGAUGCAAAAAAUGGAAAGGAGCAUAAAUAAAGUUGAGAGCUCUCAGUUCUAUCAUAGUUUUCGAGAUCAGCUGCAGACCCCACCAGUUUCAGAACACUUACACAAGGUUUUGGGAUCAGAGUCAAAGAUGCAAAUGGUAAUUUAUGGUAUUGGCAGCCUUGAAUCAUAUGAGCCGCCUCGAUUGCAGCUUAGUUUAGCAAUAUUAAUGAAAAAAGAUUUUAAAUGGAUUGGAGAAAUCGAGGUAUUUGAUCCUGUUCUUUCUGCAACUGAAUCUCGGAUUUUGAAAGCUCUGAAUUGUUCUGUCUUAUCAGUCAAUGAACAUGGAAGGAGGCAAGUUUUAAAGCCAACUAUGUUCUUCAUGCCACAUUGUGAGGCAGAGUUAUACAACAACCUCUUACAAGCGAAUUGGAAAUUGAAUCUAUUAGGUAACAUGGUCUUGUUUGGGAACAGCUUUGAAACAUACAAGCAAGUUUCAGAGUUUAACUCACCUGUUUUGGAUUCAAUGGGAUAUAUUUUGUCUGCUCGAAAAUUUGCAAAUGAGUUUAAAGUAAAAACUAUUUCUGAUGACUAUUUUAAUGCUUUUCAUGACUCAAGUUGGCAUUUUUUCAGCCCUAAUGUAGAGACUGAGCUGCAAUUUAUGAAUUAUUGAUCGAGAUUAUUGGUAGGCAUAGGAAAGGACUGUAUUCUAGUGUUGUUUUGUACCAUUUUGACGUUUAAUUAGCUAAGAAAAUGUGAGAAAUAUCUGUGUAAUAUAAAAGAAAUAUAUUUGAAUUGUUCUCUUUUUUAUUUAACUUUUUGGGUAGAAAAAUGUUCUCUUUAUUUGGUACUUAUGCCUAAGAUUUUGUUCUCUCAAAUAUUAAUCACUGUUGUAUUAAUCA
Messenger RNA from Prosopis cineraria, 1310 nucleotides. Its product is annotated as protein SENSITIVITY TO RED LIGHT REDUCED 1-like. The transcript is spliced from 2 exons. The record is from RefSeq and is a predicted model, not a curated record. Bases 251 to 1081 code for a protein of 276 amino acids. Gene Ontology annotation, biological process: microtubule-based process. Lineage: Eukaryota; Viridiplantae; Streptophyta; Magnoliopsida; Fabales; Fabaceae. Gene Ontology annotation, cellular component: cytoplasm; nucleus.